Messenger RNA from Medicago truncatula (barrel medic), 1460 nucleotides. Its product is annotated as gibberellin 2-beta-dioxygenase. NCBI's taxonomy places the organism in Eukaryota, Viridiplantae, Streptophyta, Magnoliopsida, Fabales, Fabaceae. The coding region runs from base 194 to 1204 and encodes 336 amino acids. The transcript has 3 exons. The record is from RefSeq and is a predicted model, not a curated record.
CGAUACUAUAAAUGUGUAUGCCAAGGUGACAAUGAGAGCCAGAUGGGUCAUCUAUAUAAUUUGUAACGCCCCUCCCUUAACUUUCAUGCAUUACCAUUUCUCCAUUUAAACCACCCUUCAUCUCUAUUUUUCUUCUCCUUUCUUAUAUUUCUUUUAUCUCUUCUUUUUUUCAUCAUACCCAAAAAACAAAACCAUGGUUGUUUUGUCUAAGCCAACAUUAAAUAAUUUCUUACUUGUCAAGUCAUGCAAACCAUCAACAACUUUGUUGAAUGGUAUUCCUGUCGUCGACCUUGCAGACCCGGAAGCAAAAACUCUUAUAGUGAAGGCUUGUAAGGAAUUUGGAUUCUUCAAAGUGGUGAACCAUGGUGUUCCUUUGGAAUUUAUGUCCAAUUUGGAAAAUGAAGCACUAAGGUUUUUCAAAAAACCACAGUCUGAGAAAGACAGAGCUGGUCCUCCUGAUCCUUUUGGUUAUGGAAGUAAGAGAAUUGGUUCAAAUGGUGAUGUUGGUUGGGUUGAAUAUAUCCUUCUUAAUACUAACCCUGAUGUUAUCUCUAACAAGUCUCUUUCCUUUUACCGUGAAAAUCGACAAAAUCUAAGGUCUGCUGUGGAAGAUUAUAUUGCUGCAAUGAAGAAAAUGUGCUGUCUAGUGUUGGAAUUAAUGGCUGAUGGGUUGGGGAUUGAGCCAAAGAAUGUGUUAAGCAGGUUAUUGAAAGAUGAGAAAAGUGAUUCUUGUUUCAGAAUUAACCAUUACCCACCGUGCCCUGAGGUGCAACAAGCAGCAUUGAAUGGAAGGAAUUUGCUUGGGUUUGGGGAGCAUACAGACCCACAAGUCAUUUCUGUCUUGAGAUCUAAUAGCACAUCAGGACUGCAAAUCUGUCUCACUGAUGGAACUUGGGUUUCAGUUCCACCUGAUCACACUUCUUUUUUCAUCAAUGUUGGUGAUACUCUUCAGGUAUUGACUAAUGGUAGGUUUAAAAGUGUAAAGCAUAGGGUUUUGGCUGACACAACAAAGUCAAGGUUGUCGAUGAUAUACUUUGGAGGACCACCCUUGAGUGAAAAGAUAGUGCCUUUACCUUCUUUAAUGUUAAAAAAAGAAGAAAGUUUGUACAAAGAGUUCACGUGGUUGGAGUACAAGAAAGCAAUGUACAAUUCAAGGCUGGCUGAUUAUAGACUUGGGCCUUUUGAAAAAUCUUAUGGCAAAUGAAGCAAAUACCUCAAAAUUAAUUCUGAAUGUUGGCACAUGAUAUUUGGCCUUUCUUUUUGGGUGUACGCGUUUGGGAUUCCAAUAGUUGACUCUACUUUUUUGACAUAUAUAUAUAUUGAAAGUGAAUAGGUUGUUUACUUUACUUCUAGUAUGUUUAUUCAUUUAUCUAUCUAUGCUAUUUUUCUUCUUGUUUGAUUGAAAUGUAACAGUCACUAUUACCCUCUUUAUUGUUAUUGCAAUGAAAAUCUAAGUUGUA